GCUCUCCCUGCGCUCCCAGGUGUCCCUCGGGGAUGACGGGCACGCGCUGCGAGGAUUUCAUCGUGGGCGAGCAGCAGAGCAGCCGAACAGCCUCCAUCGUCAUCCCCAUCCUGCUGCUCCUCAUCCUCCUCACCGUGGUGGCUUUUGUCUGGUACAAGUGGAGAAUUAAAGGAGCCAAGGGCUUCCAGCACCAGCGGAUGACGAACGGAGCCAUGAACGUGGAGAUCGGGAACCCAACCUACAAAAUGUACGAGGGGGAGCCCGAUGACGACGUGGGGGAGCUGCUGGACGCCGACUUUGCCCUGGACCCUGACAAGGUGAGGGGCUGUGGGCUCUGCAGGGUCCUGCCCGAAGUGGGAGGUGCAGGGGGGAAUUUGCUGAGGCUGUCAGGGCUCGCUGUGCAGCGGUCCUGGGGAGGCUCUGAGGGGCUGAAUAGGCUCUGCUGCUGAUGGGGCUCUGAGGGUCUCAAAGGCUUCAGGGCUGGGAGCUCUGAGAGGUUGCAAAGGCUUUGAGGGAUCACAAAGCCCUUGGGGCUGAGUGGGCUCCAAAGGUUUGCAAACAUUUCGGGACUGGGGGAACACUGAGGGGUGAGAGAGGCUUUGGGACUGGUGGAAACUCUGAAGGUUCACGAAGGCUUUGGGGCUGGAGGUGCUCUGAGUGGUCUCAGAGGUUUUGGGGAUGAGGGGGCUCUGAGGGAUCACAAAGGCUUUGGAGCUGGGGAUGCUCCGAGGGAGGCUCCAAAGGCUCACAAAGACUUUGGGGUGGGAGAAAUGGGGAUACUCCAAGGAGCUGCGAAGGCUUCAGGGCUUGGAGGUGUCUGAGGGAUUGCAAAGUCUUUGAGGCUGGUGGGCUCUGAGG
This is a messenger RNA of Cyanistes caeruleus (blue tit), 858 nucleotides long. Lineage: Eukaryota; Metazoa; Chordata; Aves; Passeriformes; Paridae. The record is from RefSeq and is a predicted model, not a curated record.